Molecule: messenger RNA, 3027 nt
Organism: Linum trigynum
Lineage: Eukaryota; Viridiplantae; Streptophyta; Magnoliopsida; Malpighiales; Linaceae
Source: the annotation of a GenBank genome assembly
AUGAAGCCGCAUGAUAAAGGCAACGGCAAAGAUGCACAGCCAGCCUCAGCUGAUGCAGAGAAUAAAUCUUCUCCAUUGGAGUCCGAUCCGGAACCUCCUGUGAAGGUUGAUCAGCAAAGUGCAGGUAGAAGGAAAACCAGCAAAUACUUUGCGGAUAAACAGAAGCCGAAAGAGGAAAAAGAGGUGGUGACAACCCCAGCAAAGAGAAAGGCUCAGGGUGAUGGUAGUCCAGCUGUGAAAACAACACCUCCUAGGAAGAUGCAGAAAGUUAAUGAUGACGAUGAAGAUGAUGAUGACUUUGUGGUGCCACGUAAAAAGGUCACAGCUGAGGCCACCCCUAAUAAGAAACUGAAGAGUGGGUCUGGCAGGGGGGUCAGUCAGAAGGCUAUAGAAAUUGAUGCGAGUGACGAAGAUGAUGGUGAGGAUUCUAAACAGCCUCCUAAGGCUGGCGGAAGAGGUCGUGGUGGUAGAGCGGCAGCUGGGCGUUCAGCUGGUGGACGAGGAAGAGGGGCUAGCCAGAAGGCUUUAGAAAAUGAUGUGAGUGAUGAGGAUGAAGCCGAGGACACUGAACAACCUCCUAAGGCUGGUGGAAGAGGUCGUGGUGGUAGAGGUCCAGCUGGGGCUUCAGCUGGUGGAAGAGGCAGAGGUGGUGGCCGUGGUGGAUUUAUGAACUUUGGUGAAAGGAAAGAUCCUCCACAUAAAGGAGAAAAGGAAGUCCCAGAGGGUGCUCCCGACUGCUUAGCUGGUUUAACUUUCGUAAUAAGUGGCACUCUUGAUAGUUUGGAAAGAGAAGAAGCAGAAGAUUUGAUUAAACGCCAUGGAGGUCGCAUUACUGGAUCUGUCAGCAAGAAAACGAGUUUCCUUCUGUGUGACGAGGAUAUCGAGGGGCGAAAAUCUGCCAAAGCUAAAGAGCUUGGCACUCCAUUCCUUACGGAGGAUGGUCUUUUUGAUAAGAUCCGCUCAUCGAAACCUGCAAAGGUGCCAGCAAAAGAAGUGCCAAAGAGUUCUGUGGAGAAAGCUUCACCCCUCCCCAGGAAAAGUCCUCAGAAAGCAGAAGUGAAGGGUAAAUCUGUAGCACAUUGUUCUGCUGAUAAGGCUUCAGCCAAAGCUGUUUCUCCUGCAAAGAAAAGGCAAACCAUUGAGCACUCCUCACUGCCAUGGACCGAGAAAUAUAGGCCUAAAGUUCCGAAUGACCUAGUUGGAAAUCAAUCUUUGGUUAACCAGCUUCAUACUUGGUUAAAGAGCUGGAAUGAUCAGUUCCUUGGAAAUGUAAAAAAAGUAAAGGGCAAAAACCAAAAUGAUUCUAGUGCCAAGAAAGCCGUGUUACUAAGUGGAACACCGGGAAUAGGGAAAACAACGUCUGCAAAGCUGGUCUGUAAGAUGCUUGGUUUUCAAGCAAUUGAGGUCAAUGCAAGUGACAGUCGCGGGAAGGCAGAUUCAAAAAUAGUCAAAGGAAUUGGUGGAAGCAAUGCAAACUCCAUAAAGGAACUUGUCAACAAUGAAUCUCUGGGAUCUAGAAUGGACAGGCUGCAACAUGAAAAGACAGUUCUCAUCAUGGAUGAGGUAGAUGGGAUGUCUGCAGGAGAUAGAGGUGGUGUGGCUGAUCUUAUUGCUAGCAUAAAGAUCUCCAAAGUGCCUAUUAUCUGUAUCUGUAACGAUCGAUACAGUCAGAAGCUAAAAAGUCUUGUAAAUUACUGCCUGCCUUUGAACUUCCGCAAACCUACAAAACAACAGAUGGCAAAGAGGUUAAUGCAGAUUGCAAAUGCCGAAGGACUUAAAGCUGAUGAGAUCGCCCUUGAGGAACUCGCAGAAAGAGUGAACGGAGACUUGCGGAUGGCAGUAAAUCAAUUGCAGUACAUGAGUCUUUCCAUGUCGACUAUUCAGUACAGCGACGUGAAGCAACGCCUUCUAAGCAGUGCAAAGGAUGAAGAUAUCUCACCAUUUACAGCCGUCGAUAAGCUGUUUGGCUUUAACGGAGGGAAGCUGCGAAUGGAUGAGCGGAUUGACCUCAGCAUGAGUGAUCUAGAUUUGGUCCCUCUUUUAAUUCAGGAAAACUAUAUUAACUACAGGCCUAGUGUUGCUGGGAAGGAUGAAAAUGGGAUAAAACGGUUGAACUUGAUUGCUCGUGCUGCAGACUCGAUUGCGGAUGGCGAUUUAGUAAAUGUGCAGAUCCGAAGACAUAGACAGUGGCAGCUCUCCCAGGCCAGCUCCCUAGCAUCUUGCAUCAUCCCUGCUGCAUUAUUACAUGGGCAGAGGGAGACCCUUGAACCGGGGGAAAGGAAUUUUAAUAGGUUUGGAGGCUGGCUAGGAAAGAACUCAACUAUGGGAAAGAAUGUGAGACUUUUGGAGGAUCUACAUGUUCACCUUCUUGCAUCUGGGCAAUCAAAUAUGCGGAGGGGUGCUCUUCGGCUUGAUUAUAUUACGCUUCUCCUGAAACAAUUGACUGAUCCUCUGCGAAUGCUGCCCAAGGAUGAAGCAGUAGAUAAGGUUGUGGAGUUCAUGAAUGAAUACUCAAUAAGUCAGGAAGACGUGGAGACAAUUAUCGAGCUGGCUAAAUUUAAGGGGCACCCAAAUCCAUUGGAUGGUGUUCCAUCGGCCGUUAAAGCAGCUUUGACGAGAGCAUACAAAAACAGAUCAGGAUUGGUACGCGCUGCAGAUAUGGUCCCAGUCCCCGGGAUUAAAAAGGGCCCUAAGAAGCGCAUUGCAGCAAUGUUGGAACCAUCUGAUGAAGGUUUAGGGGAGGAAAAUCUUGAUGCAGUUGAUGCGACCGAUGAAGAGAACUCUUCUGACAUGGAGGAUCAAGAAAGCACUCUUGAUGGGGCGAAACUGCAGAGUAGCCUGCAAAGUUUAAAUUCCAAAGGAAUAAAAGUUGAGAUGGAACUGAAGGGUGCCCCUAAUUCAAAUGGGAAGAAGAAAGCGGGAGGUCGAGGUAAAGGGGCAUCGGCUGCUGGUUCAGCAGAAAAGAAACCUGCAGGUAGGGGAAGAGGUGGUGGGUCGGGUUCUUCUGGGACUAAGAGAAAGAGAUAG